GUGGAUGCUUUACAAAGAGAAAUUGCUCUUUUGAAAGAACUGCAACAUGAAAAUAUCGUUCAAUAUCUUGGUUGUCAACGUGAUGAUGAAACAUUAAAUAUUUUCUUGGAAUAUGUACCCGGUGGAUCUGUUACAACAAUACUUAAUAACUAUGGCGCAUUGGAAGAGCCUUUAGUUAGGUCAUUUGUCCGACAAAUUUUACAAGGGUUAGAGUAUUUGCAUGGAAAAGACAUCAUACAUCGUGAUAUUAAAGGGGCUAAUGUUUUAGUGGAUAACAAAGGAAGAAUAAAAAUAUCAGAUUUUGGAAUAUCCAAAAAAGUAGAAGACCAGAUCAGGGCAUCAAUAUCAGUGCAUCGACCAUCGUUGCAAGGAUCUAUUUUUUGGAUGGCACCAGAAGUUAUAAAACAAACAGCUUAUACAAGUAAAGCUGAUAUAUGGAGUUUAGGGUGUCUAAUUGUUGAAAUGUUUACAAGAAAUCAUCCCUUCCCGGAGUUUAAUCAAAUGCAAGCAAUGUUCAAGAUUGGUACGCAAUCAUGUGCACCAGAAAUUCCGGAAAAUAUAUCUGAUGAAGCAAAAGAUUUCUUGAAAAAAACAUUUGAACCGAAUCAUAAUGAUCGACCAACAGCAAAUGAACUUUCGACACAUCCAUUUGCAGUUUCUAACUAA
This is a messenger RNA of Ambispora leptoticha, 666 nucleotides long. The record is from the annotation of a GenBank genome assembly. NCBI's taxonomy places the organism in Eukaryota, Fungi, Glomeromycota, Glomeromycetes, Archaeosporales, Ambisporaceae.